GACGCUAGGUGUCAUAAACGAAGCGGUCCUCGCAUAUCACGCACGACGCUAAGGAGUUCCCUCGCUUACACCGUGAAAACGCCCCUCUACUCUCCUCCCUUCGCCGACCGAUAAGCCAUCCCUGCCGGCUUGUGCCUGUCUGCUGUCCCAGCCUGCAGGGCUGCAUCUCUCGCGGCGGAGAAAAGGCGCAUCUGGGGCGGUGGCGGCGUCCGUCUUCCAGUUUCCUGCAAUCUCAAUGAUCAGAACCUGGACUGAAAAGCUUGACACCCGGACCUGACAGGACAGGACUUGCAAUCCAUUUCAAUGACAACAGAGGAGGCUUUGGCUGGGGAGAUGAAGAGUGCAAUGGAGGGUGACUUCAGGAGAACCAAUCAGGUUCCAGAGGACCACGGGGAAGAUGAUAGCUCUGAGAAGACCCCUAGCAAAGCCUCCAAAUCUCCCCAGAAAACCACCAAACGGCCCAAGACUGUCCCUGUUAAAGUUACUCUACUUGACGGCUCAGACUAUGAGGCUGCAGUUGAGAAAUUUGCCAAGGGCCAGACCCUGCUGGACAUGGUGUGUGGCCAUCUGAACCUGCUGGAGAGGGACUACUUUGGCCUGACUUUCCAGGACACGGACAACUCCAAGAAUUGGUUGGAUCCGUCCAAAGAGAUUAAGAAGCAAAUUCGGGUUGGCUCCUGGAUCUUUGGAUUUUCUGUCAAGUUCUACCCUCCAGACCCAUCUGUGCUCAUCGAAGACAUCACCAGGUACUAUCUGUGCCUGCAGCUGAGAGACGACAUCCUGUCCGGUCGUCUGCCUUGCUCGUUUGUCACCCACGCCCUUCUGGGCUCCUACACUGUCCAGGCCGAACUUGGAGACUACGAGCCAGAGGAACAUGGUCCUGACUAUGUCAGCGACUUUCGCUUUGCACCCAACCAGACACGUGAGCUAGAGGAGAGAGUGAUGGAACUGCACCAUAACUAUAGGGGAAUGAGUCCAGCUGAUGCAGAGGUGAACUUUCUAGAAAAUGCCAAGAAGCUCUCAAUGUAUGGUGUGGACUUGCAUCACGCUAAGGAUUCAGAGGGAAUUGAUAUAAUGCUCGGUGUGAGCGCCAACGGUCUGCUCAUCUACCGAGACCGACUGAGGAUCAAUCGAUUCGCCUGGCCAAAAAUCCUCAAGAUCUCCUAUAAGAGAAGCAACUUCUACAUCAAGAUCCGCCCAGGAGAGUAUGAACAGUUUGAGAGCACCAUAGGCUUCAAGCUGCCCAACCAUCGGGCCUCGAAGCGACUGUGGAAGGUCUGCAUUGAGCACCACACAUUCUUCAGGUUGGUUUCCCCAGAGCCGCCUCCCAAGGGCUUCCUUGUGAUCGGCUCCAAGUUCCGCUACAGCGGGCGGACCCAAGCCCAGACCAGACAGGCCAGUGCCCUGAUUGACAGGCCUGCCCCACAGUUCGAUAGGUCUGUUAGCAAGAGGUACAUGCUGCCCCGAAGCAUUGAUGGAGCCUCAGCUCUAGGCGACAGUAUGGACCAGCUGUCCCAGCGAAGCUCCAGUGAACGCACACAGUUCAUGUCCAGAGAAGACCUGGACCAAGAGGGCAGCCUGGACCUGGAUCAUGAACAGUACCACUAUCAAGACCAGGACCAGGACCAGUACACAGAUCAGGAGCUAGAGCAGCAUGACUUUCAGGACCAAGAAGUUCAGAAACAUAUUCGGGGUGCCAACAUCUCAACACCCACCAAGACUUUUGAGCUCAAGGGUGAGGAGGCAGGCUCGCCUGUAGACUCAAAACCAGAGGAUCUGGCCACCCCGCGGCCCAAACAGGAGCAGUUCUUGGAUAAGCCAGAAGAUGUUCUGCAAAAGCACCAGGCCAGCAUCAAUGAGCUGAAGAGGGCUUUGAGGCAGCCCAACAGCAAGAUGGCCCAGAGGGAGAAACGCCUCUCCUCAGCUACUCCUCCAGGAGGAACCCCUGAGCGUAAACCAGCGACCGGUGAUGCCUAUGAAGGAGCACUGGAUACUUACUCUCAAUUGGAAACGAGUAAGACCUCUUCUGUGGGUAGAGACACAUUCUCUGCGACACCUUGGACUGAAGCAAAUAUGAACAAUUAUCAAUCUCCCAGGGAUCCUUUAAAAUCUAGACCUGGAACAGCAGCAGGGCUAACAGAUAUGAGCCCUAUGGAUGAAACAAUAGCAACUAACGGGCAUUAUGAUUCUGUAUUAGCAAGGAAUGAUGUUCAGGAAAAUGGAUAUGGAUCUCCGCCUGACAAUCAGAGGAGUGCAAUAGUCAGCAGAGAUACGAGGCAUUGUCAGUAUGAGCACAAUAUUCAUCGAGAGAGACCAAAGACUUUUGAAACUCCGGUGGGUCUAGAUUAUCUCCCAAAGGGCAACGGGAGUAGAAUGGAGAGUGACGCAAGGCAUUGUGAGGAUUGGAAAAUAAAAGAUCCAAGCCACAUGGGAGCAAAAGAUUGCAACAAAACAGGGAACUCUGAAGUCACCAAAAUAGUUCCUCUCAAGCCACAAAGAUCAAAGAAGUCUUUGAGUAAAGAGAACAAAGCCAUUGUAAACCCUCAAAGUCAGUUUGACAAGGGCAUCGUAGGUGUGACUGGGGAUGUGCAUAUGACAAAAUCACAAGAUGGAUCCUACGAAGCAGGAAGGAGAGUGGAUGAUAAUACUGUACUGCAAUCUGCCACAGAUGUUGUCAAGGAAAACACAGGGGCCACCAGGGGCGCAAUGUCAUAUCAGCAGCAAACUCACAAUCAACAUAUUAAGGAGUUAUUUGGUCAACAGGAGCUCAGGGACUGCAGAGGCACAACAGGACAAAGUCAGUGGACAAGAGGAGGCAUGCUACAUGAAGAUCAUUUUCAAAACUCCAAACUGCCAACAGCUCCCCCUCGAACUCUUCCUCUAAAAACUCAGUGGUCCAGAGACAGACAGAGCAAUAUGGAUAACAGCCACAUCCACUACAAGACACCAAGCCAAGAAACAGCCAAGAGGAAGCAAGCGGAGACACCUCCCACACCUGCUAUUCACGAGGAGCCUCUCAACGAAGCUUCAAGGGAACCAUGGGAGAGACGUCUGGGCUCCGUCUCAGAGGAUGACCAGGACCACGAGAUCCUCUACCUGAAGGAAACCCACCUGGGCAUUGAGCGCAAAUGUUCCAGCAUCACGGUCAGCUCUACGUCCAGCUUGGAGGCCGAAGUAGAUUUCACCGUCCUCACAGACCUACACACGGGGAUGGAGGAGUUCUCCAGGGGCAUGUCAGAGCUGGGAGACAGGGAUCUGUCACCAGAUGGGGGUCUGUGUUUCGGAAUCGACUUGCUCCAGCAGCAGGGCCCCUCUGAACUGCCUCCUCCACUGGUGUCAGCGCCUCUCUCUAGAGGAGCCAGCAGCAGCCCUCCAGCUAAACAUAUUCAGGCUGAGGAAGUCCGACCAGAGGUCAAACGGCCUGAUGUGCAGCCUGUAGUCCCCAAAAAACCAAAGAGGUCAGUGCCAGUAUCAUCGUCGGUGGACAGAGAGCAGUCGCACAGAGAAGCCAGCCGUGUCUCGGCUGUCACACCACUGAGCAGGGAGGCCAGUGAUGUCAUGCCCACACCAGCGGUGAGGAAGACUGAUGUAAGGAAGGAGACUCAGCCCAACGGGUCAGAGGUCACCACGACCAUCGUGGAGUUCACAGAUCAGGAUCACGGUAUCACCAGCCUUAGUGAAGUUUCUUAUUCUACGAGACAGAGCGUUUCCCCUGUGCACAUGAGCAGUCUUGGAAGGGAGGCGUCCAGGUCGCCCAUCCUCGUCACUGAAAACGUUACCUCAGCAACCACUCAUGUCACUAAGACAGUGAAAGGAGGAUAUUCAGAGACCAGGAUUGAGAAGAGGAUCAUCAUCACAGGAGACGAUGAUGUAGACCAGGAGCAGGCUCUUGCUAUUGCAAUACAGGAAGCCAAGCAGCAGCACCCCGACAUGCAGGUGACCAAGGCAGUUGUUGUCAGGGAAACAGAAUCAUCCACUGAGGAUCGACAUGGUGCAUCAGAGUCCUGAUUUCCUGAGAUGAGAGUGCCCCCCUUUGGACCAGAAGUGUCAGUGCCCCAGUACCUAAAAUUGCGACACGUCAUCCUAACUGAUCCUAACAGACUACUGCCAGUGGUGCACAAAUGGAGCCUCUUGUACACAUUCAUGCACACACGAAGCCGAAAACAAGACUCCUUUUAAAUCUUGUGUUUUAUUUUUAUCCAAACAUUUCACUAUUGAAAUCAUUCAUGUCUAGCAAGUUUGUUUGGCGGUUAAGUGGUUUAAAAAAAAAAAAAAAAAAAAAAAAAAAAGAAAGUUAACAUUAUUGGUCCUUGAUUGGUCGACAGUAUGCCACUAGAGAUCCAAACAUCUGGAACAAUUAAAGAGAUAAUCCAACUAAAUUCCCUGUGAACCUCUCAGGGCCACUAAUUCCUUAAGUAUUCCUGAAAGGUCAAAGAGAGUGAGCGCAGAUAAUCUGUGCAUUCACUCACACUGUUGGAAUAAUCCAAUGUCAUACCCCAUGCAUUCAUUUGGAAAAUAGGAACAUAAGAAAAACAAUGCGCAUAGUCCUUCUAUAUGUCUGUCCUGCUGUACUGAAUAACAAAAACAUCAGAUUCCUGCUGUGUCUUACACUUCGUUUGAUAUAAUUGUGUGUGUAGCUCCAGUCAUGUAAGCAUCCAGUGAAGCAGGGUAUAAUGAAAACUGUGAGUGAAUCCUACUGUUAGCUUCCACUCCACUUGCAUAGCCAGUCGAAUGAACAAAUGGGCUACAUCCCCUACCCCCCACCACACUGACUGAUGAGGACGCACUGAGCAGAGAGCAUCAUGUAGGUCCUCUAGAGGUCGGGGCUGGUCUCAUCACAAUAUUUCACUUCUGUAAAAUGUAUUAACAUGAUGUGUGAGUAUGAAAGGACAUGAUUUGAGUUUGCUGCAUCAUGAAGGACUUUUCUUGGACUUUUUGAGAAUUUCUGUGUGUCUGGACAUUAAGUGCUGUUAAUACACACAGUAUACCUGUUGUAUUUAUUCAAAUGGUGGCAACGUAGUUUCUGAGCAUGCUGAUGUUUCAGAAUGAGCCUUGUUUCUCUCCUUUCCCAGCCUUUAGAUAUGCUUUCAGAAUUAAGCUGGAUAUGAUGCCACAACUUGUGUAGUAAGUACAUAGAGUAGGCUCACACCCUUGUUCAAUUCACAGAACGGGCUGCUGCAUCAGUAAAACUAGUAUUUGAGACAAUGUUUGCAUGAUAAUUUCUUGCAUUAUUGAAUUGUAAUUGAGUAAUAUUGAUAUUAACUCAUAAGAGGGAUGGAUUAUGAUAUCCAGGAUCAUGAAAGAAACAGUAAAAAAUCAUCAAUCAAGACGGAAAGGCCAAAUUAUUCACAAUCUUAUAUCUCCUGAGCUCUGAAAUGUAAAAUCAGGAAAUUAAGCUUCCUGACAGGAAAUGAAGAGUACUCACCAGAAAAACUAGGAAGUAUCAAAACACAUUCAUCCAGUUUUGUUAAUGCCAAGAUCCAAUCACCAAUGACAAAAUGGCUAUGUUCUUUAGUUACAACCCUUUAACAUCUCAUUUCAAGCUGCUGGUGCUGUUCAGUCUAUCUUGCAUAUCGGUUUGCUUUAAAUUUAAUUUUACUGUAAAGAAACACGGAGUAGGCCUGCCUACAUUCAAUGACUGGUAUUUUUUCACUGCUGUUUAUUGUACAACAAAUCCUCAACUUUCAAUAUAGCCUACAGAAAUGGCAUUAUGCAUCAGAACCCUUCCAAAACUCUUUCAAGCAACAAACAGUGUUAUAAAUAAAAUAUACAGUAGGAGCAGCAUCUUUGAACACAUAGUUUUGUGUGAUUUGGUAAAUGAAUGUUAGAGGGAUGCCAUAGACAUGUAGUGUGCCAAUUAAGGUAGUGGUCAAAUUGUACAAACUCUGAUUUUGUAUGAAAUAACUUUAUAUGAACAAGCUACUUUUAAUUACAGAAGUGCUAGAAAGUCAAAUGCAUAAACUUGACACGGCAAGGUUUCCCUUUAAUUUUGGUGUCUUUAACAUUACUUGUAACAUUUCUGUCUUCUUGCAAAAGUCAUAUUUUAUAAAUCUAUAAAAACUGUCAUGUCAGGUUUAUGAGGGUAUUACUGAGGUAGAACUUUGGCUUUCAGACACUAAACCUUACUGUCAACGUUCACGUGUGGUGUGAUUCCCGUUAUGUUUUUUACAUAUUUUGGUUCCAAAAUGAUGGGUGUGGGUGUCAAACUGGAAGGUGAAAAAAACAAACAAAAAAAACAAUGCAGCCAUGCAUACUGUAUACUGUAUAUUUGGUGCCGUUUGGUGGAUUGUGAAGAUUGUAAAGUAGUUAAUGGCUAUGGGCUUGAGGUACACUAGGGGGCACCAGUUACCUGGAAAAAGAAAAAAAAAAGUGAGCUUUGCAACAUCAAACCCUGCUCAAAUCUUUCUCACUGUUCUUCACUGACAGGCAAAAUUAACCAACGUGUUUGGUAAAGUUUACUUCCUCUGUCCAGAAAAUGUCUGCCCGUGGAAGUCUGACAUGUAAUAGACUGUGAGUAAUCUCAGACAUUUGGCCUAGACACCUGGUGCUGAAGUCUGAUUGGAUGACCUCUGGCUGACCCUUAAACCUAGCCUUCUCCUUUCUGUACAGCACCCUCCUCCUCCUCCCUCCACAGCAGCUUCAUCUCUUCUGCUCUGCUGCUCUCCAUUGCUUGGUGCUGUGUCUUUGUUGUACAUUGUACUUGCAUUCCUUCGAAAUGAAUAAAGAAGAGAGAGAGAAAAAAAGAA
Messenger RNA from Larimichthys crocea (large yellow croaker), 6746 nucleotides. RefSeq names its product band 4.1-like protein 1. NCBI's taxonomy places the organism in Eukaryota, Metazoa, Chordata, Actinopteri, Sciaenidae. Gene Ontology annotation, molecular function: structural molecule activity; actin binding. Gene Ontology annotation, cellular component: plasma membrane; cytoskeleton. The coding region runs from base 304 to 4008 and encodes 1234 amino acids. Gene Ontology annotation, biological process: cortical actin cytoskeleton organization; actomyosin structure organization. The transcript has 24 exons. The record is from RefSeq and is a predicted model, not a curated record.